This is a messenger RNA of Cyphellophora attinorum, 1788 nucleotides long. RefSeq names its product L-ascorbate oxidase. Lineage: Eukaryota; Fungi; Ascomycota; Eurotiomycetes; Chaetothyriales; Cyphellophoraceae. The transcript has a single exon. The record is from RefSeq and is a predicted model, not a curated record. The coding region runs from base 1 to 1788 and encodes 595 amino acids. Gene Ontology annotation, molecular function: copper ion binding; oxidoreductase activity.
AUGACAUGGCUCCCUCUGCUGCUGGCUACAGCACAACUAUGCUUGGCCGGCGUACAGACUCACGACGACAGCUUCCAGCCCGACCGAGUCCUGCGCGUCAGCGAACAGGUCAGCAACCAAGCAUGUCGAGGGCGGUCGUCAGUUGUGGUGAAUGGGACUUCGCCUGGGCCCCCGGUACAUAUUAAGCCUGAUGAGACGACGUGGGUACGGGUGUACAAUGAUAUGGAGGACCAGAAUCUUACGGUACAUUGGCAUGGACUGUCGCAGUCUGUCAGCCCGUUUAGUGACGGAACUCCAAUGCUCAGUCAGUGGCCGAUUCCACCACUGCAUUUCUUCGACUACGAACUACAUCCUUCUGCGGACGAAGCUGGGACUUACUUCUACCACUCGCAUGUCGGCUUUCAGACAGUUUCAGCAGUCGGGCCGUUGAUCGUCGAUGACUGUGACAAGCCGCCGUACGAGUAUGACGAGGAACGGACCAUCAUGGUUACGGAAUACUUCAACAAGUCGGAUAGCGCAAUCAUUGAGGGCCUUGAGGCGACGCCUUUUGUUUGGAGCGGCGAGGCCAUGGCAAUUUUAGUCAAUGGCAACAGCGCACCAGCAAAGUCUACCUCAACACCCUCCGACCACCCUUUCGAAGGCCAAUGCGGCCCAGAGAUCAUACAAGUCGAGCCCGGCAAGACGUAUAGAUUCCGCAACAUUGCCGCCAUGUCGCUCUCUGCGCUUAGCUACGCCAUCGAAGAACACGACGAGCUCACAAUUAUCGAAGCUGACGGCAGCUACACCCAACCCGCCUCUGUCUCACAUAUGCAGCUAGGCUCGGGCCAACGUUUCGAUUACCUCCUGAAGACCAAGAGCGCAGCCCAAUUGGCCACUCUCGGCAAGUCCAACUUCUGGAUCCAAUUCGAAGUCGAGUACCGUCCCGUGAAUUACUCCUCGUACGCUUGCUUGUCGUAUGACGGCAAAGGCUGCGGACCAGCCCCACCGCAGUCAUCACCAGUCCUGAACGUCACGCAUUCGCUUGACUGGCUUGAGUACACCCUCGAACCCCUUUCCCCCGCGGACGCCGCUGCCUUCCCCACCCUAGAUGAAGUCACCAGUCGGGUGUACAUCUACACAGAACAGGUCAACAUUUCCGGCGCAUUGGUCUGGCACUUCAACGGACAACUCGUCUCCCCAGAUCGCCCACGCGGCACGCCGUACUUAGUAGACAUCUACAGCCAGGGUCAAGCAGCGGUACCAGAUGCAGCCAUUGCUGCCGGAAACAAUAGCUAUGUGUCCGCCUUUGACGCCUAUGCUGCCUCGGUAGGUGACGUCCUCGAGAUCGUAUGGGUUCAGCGGCCCAAUGAUCCCGCGGGUGGCUUCGACAUUCAUCCUCUGCACGCGCACGGCGGACAUUACUACGAUCUUGGUUCCGGUCCUGGGACUUACAGCCCGGCUGCUAAUGAGGCAAAGCUUCGAGCCGCAAACUACACUCCGGUAUUGCGCGACACGACGUUCUUAUACAAGUACACGACGAACACAAAGCUACCUCCGGAUGAGGACCAAGGCUGGAGGGCUUGGAGGCUCCGAGUGGUGGAUGCGGGAGUGUGGUUGCUACAUUGUCAUACGCUGCAGCACAUGAUCAUGGGGAUGCAGACGGUGUGGAUCAUGGGUGAUGCGGCGGAUAUCAUGCAGGAUUCAGUGGGAGUGGAGGGUUAUCUCGAGUACGGAGGCAAUGCGUAUGGAUCUGAGGGCCAUGCGCCACUGGUGAACCAUCAUUAUGGCGCCGGGGAACAUGGAAAAUAG